CACAGAGGAGUAGAGGUGGUGUGUUGUUGUUGUUGUUGUCGUUGUCGCCGCUGCUCGCUCGGCCGCCCACUGUCCUCAUGGGGCUGGAGAUGGAUCCGCUGGUCCACGCCUUGAGUUACUUCAGGCGGAGGAAGUUCCAGCUCUGCUCGGAUCUGUGCUCCCAGUUGCUGGAAAAAGAACCUGGCGACCAGGCUGCUUGGUGCUUGAAAAUACGAGCAUUAACUGAAAUGGUUUAUGUGGAUGAAAUAGAUGUGGACCAGGAAGGCAUUGCUGAGAUGAUGCUUGAUGAAAACGCAAUUGCACAAGUUGCACGACCAGGUACUUCAUUGAAAAUCCCUGGAACUGGCCAAGGUGGAGGUCCUAGCCAAGCUGUCAGGCCAGUGACUCAGACAGGGAGACCCCUUACAGGAUUUGUACGGCCUAGCACACAGGGUGGACGACCAGGUACUAUUGAACAGGCCAUAAAAACUCCAAGAACUGCUCAUACUGCCCGUCCAAUGACAAGUGCUUCAGGGAGAUAUGUUAGACUUGGAACGGCAUCUAUGCUCACAAAUCCUGAUGGUCCCUUCAUAAAUGUGUCUAAACUGAACUUAAGUAAUUACGCUCAAAAACCAAAGUUGUCAAAGGCAUUGUUUGAAUACAUUUUUCACCAUGAGAAUGAUGUUAAGAAUGCUUUAGAUUUGGCAGCGUAUGCUACACAACAUGCCCAGUUCAAGGACUGGUGGUGGAAGGUACAAAUUGGCAAAUGUUACUACAGGUUAGGACUAUAUCGUGAAGCAGAAACACAAUUCAAAUCAGCUCUCAGGCAGCAGGAUAUGGUGGAUACUAUUCUGUAUUUGGCAAAAGUGUAUUCCCGCUUGGAUCAGCCUUUGACAGCCCUAAACGUGUUUAAGCAAGGACUCGAGCAUUUUCCUGGAGAAGUUUCUCUCAUUUGUGGUAUUGCCAGGAUCCACGAGGAAAUGAACAAUAUUUCUUCAGCUGCAGAAUACUACAAAGAUGUCUUAAAACAAGACAAUACUCAUGUAGAAGCCAUUGCAUGUAUUGGAAGUAAUCACUUUUAUUCUGACCAGCCUGAAAUAGCAUUGCGGUUUUACAGGCGGCUUCUGCAGAUGGGCAUUUAUAACAGCCAGCUGUUUAACAACCUGGGCCUCUGUUGUUUCUAUGCCCAGCAAUAUGACAUGAUUCUCACCUCCUUUGAACGGGCGCUGUUCCUAGCUGAAAAUGAGGAAGAGGCUGCAGAUGUCUGGUACAACCUGGGGCAUGUAGCAGUGGGAUUAGGAGAUGUAAGCUUGGCUUACCAGUGUUUCAAACUGGCCUUGGCCAACAACAAUGACCACGCAGAAGCUUACAAUAACUUGGCUGUAUUGGAGAUACAGAAAGGUCGCAUUGAGCAGGCAAGAGUAUUUCUGCAGACUGCUUCAUUGCUAGCACCUCACAUGUAUGAACCACACUUCAAUUUUGGCAUACUAUCAGAAAAGGUUGGAGAUCUCCAAAGGAGUUACAUAGCCGCUCAGAAGUCUGAAGAAGCAUUUCCAGAUCAUGUGGACACACAGCAACUUAUCAAACAGUUAAAGCAGCACUUUGCCAGACUCUGAUGAAAUGCACUGUUUUGUCAAAACUGCUAACUAGUAGAAAUUAACAAACCAGAGGAGUUAAUUCUUAGAUCAUUUUUAUAUCAGAAUAUCUGCUGAGCUGAGUAAAGAAGGGUAAUAUACUGAACUUGCGUGUUACCCUCCCAAACUGGGUUGAAGCUGCUGCCAUCUUCUGGGUAUAUUAUGUGAAGGAAGACAGGGUUUACCUCAGUCUCUGUUGAGCAGUCAGCAUUUCUGUGAGGAAGUUGCAAGAAAAGGAUACUCAUCCCUGUUUGGAGGGCACUGUUUGUAAACAAUUUACUCACUUUUCAAGAAAGAAUUUUCCCUUUUGUUCACUGUCUGAUCAUAAUGGUUGUAUUGCACAAUUGUGUCACACUUAAUGAGCUCCACUGCCAGCUGUCAAGUUGCUUUAACUUUUUGUUGCACCAGAGCAAAUUUAGUGUAUGACCCUUCCUCAGGAAGGAUACAGAUUAUACAGCAGUCUUCCUUGUGGGAAUGAAGUAAGAGAUGUACUUGCAUCUUUGUCUUGCCUGAAAAUCUGUAUAGAUGUGGGCUGGUCCAUGCCACUCCAUAUGUUUGUGGAGCUAGUGUAGUCUGUGGGGAUAGUGGUUGGGUACAAACAAAAAAGACCCUGUUUUAUAUUCCUAGCACCAUUCAACUGUGACAAAAGGACCAAGCAAAGAGAGUGGGGGAAUUGUCGCUUGUGUUUCCUUAAUACAUAUGGAGCCUACAGAAAAGUGUAUUUAAAUAUUAGGCUCAAAUUUGAUGCAACUGGAAGCGAGAGCAAGCUCCCCUGAAUAGGAAAAAUGGCAAUGUGGUGGCAAGUAUGGAAUGGCUCUGCUUCUUGAUUUACCCUCAUUUCUAUAUCUUAUCUGAUUUCCAGUAAGAAGAUAAUGGAGAGGUCAUUCUUAUUUCCAGUCCCUAGAUUUAAGAAAUAUGAGGAUACUCAAACUGAUGGAAUUCCAUUCCAUAUUCUGAAUGUUUAGGACAGUGAAUUUUUAUUUCUAUUUCUUGUGCCCUGCUGUACUCUAUUUCCUGGUAUUUCUCCUAGUAUUGUAUGUAACGAAAAAUCAUUUUUAUGUAACUCUGAAUACAACUGGACCUUAAAAUAGUUGACUAGACUGGGUUACAGACUCAUAAUAUAAUGCUGUCUCAUUUGCUUCUGUUUUUUCAUUGUUAUAUUUUUCCUUAUGUUUGCAUUAGAAACACUAAUGUAGACGAGUUGGUUUGUUAAUUUAAAGCAUACCUUGUCCCCACAAGCUUCUUAAAAAAAGGUGGGUGUUACAUAAUGCCUACACUUCGGGAGACUCUUGGCAGAUUGUGGUGAUGGUUCAAAAACCAAUUAUAAAGAGGAAGUUUACCCAUGUUGAAAGUAUUUACAUUGCAAGAUACCAACACAAUAUGUGCAAUCAUA
This is a messenger RNA of Pogona vitticeps (central bearded dragon), 3006 nucleotides long. It is a transcript of the gene TTC8, whose product is annotated as tetratricopeptide repeat domain 8. NCBI's taxonomy places the organism in Eukaryota, Metazoa, Chordata, Lepidosauria, Squamata, Agamidae. Gene Ontology annotation, biological process: non-motile cilium assembly. The record is from RefSeq and is a predicted model, not a curated record. Gene Ontology annotation, cellular component: non-motile cilium; BBSome; ciliary basal body. Gene Ontology annotation, molecular function: protein binding.